UUGACAACAACUUGGAUUUUUCACGAUGGCGGAGAAAAAACAGGUUGGAAUUCAAGGGAUUUUGAAGUUAGGCACACGACCACAGUGUGAAAUAGUGGGAAAACACGAUCAAACUAUUGAUUUGGAACCUGAAGGCAUGAGUACUCGUGUUUACGUUGGCGAUUGUACAAAUUGUCAGUUUGUUUUGAAGAAGAAAGCGGCAAAUGUUUUGAUCGAAAAAUGUCAAGAUCUGGUUCUAACUAUGUCUGCUGAGCUCGUAUCUGGAACUCUAGAAAUUGUGAAAAGUUCGAAGAUUUCGAUUAAAAUCAGCCCCAACAUAAAGAUUCCAACAAUAACAGCUGACAGCACAACAGGACUUCAAGUAAUUUUGUUGGAAAAUGAAGAACAAUUGGGGAGCUUAUAUUUCCACGAAUCAUCAGAUUUAGCCAUCACAGUGCAGGGUGAUGGCGUUGAGAAGAAAGAGUAUGCAGUCAACCCAGUUGCAGAUGCCUCAGGCAACCGUCAAUUUAUUGCACACUGGGUACAGAGUGAUGGCAGUGUUCAGUUGAAAACUGAAAGAGUUGUUCGCGAAGGUGUUUUCCCCCAUGCAGAAGAAGAGUUGAAGCAGGCCCAUGAAAGAGAUCGUCAAAAUGCUGAGAAAGCAUUCAAAUUUCUUGAGAAAGAAUACAUGAAAUCUAAGAAAAAAUAAUAUGAACAACAAAAUGUCCUUUUAUACUUUUAUAUUUUGAUACUUGUUGUAAAAUUAAUGUACUGGCAAUUAAUUUGUAAACUUUCAAAAUGUAAACUUUUCAUUGUAUCUGAUGAAAAACACGAAAUCAAAUGCAAAAACACGAAAGCGAGGCAAAUGUUACA
Dendronephthya gigantea is the source of this 852-nucleotide messenger RNA. RefSeq lists its product as uncharacterized. Gene Ontology annotation, biological process: cytoskeleton organization. Gene Ontology annotation, molecular function: actin binding. NCBI's taxonomy places the organism in Eukaryota, Metazoa, Cnidaria, Anthozoa, Malacalcyonacea, Nephtheidae. The record is from RefSeq and is a predicted model, not a curated record. The coding region runs from base 26 to 688 and encodes 220 amino acids. The transcript is spliced from 2 exons.